Messenger RNA from Lycium barbarum (goji berry), 873 nucleotides. RefSeq lists its product as uncharacterized. The transcript has 7 exons. Bases 64 to 693 code for a protein of 209 amino acids. The record is from RefSeq and is a predicted model, not a curated record. Lineage: Eukaryota; Viridiplantae; Streptophyta; Magnoliopsida; Solanales; Solanaceae.
AUAGAAGAUGGUGAUACCUUGUAUAAAGCUAAACACAACAUCUUUCAAACCUUUUCAGACUUCAUGACUAGGAUUACAAAAUUUGAUGAAUUAGCAGAAGUGGGAAGUAGAUUACUAGUUGGUUUUCAACAAGGACUCGAGUAUCUGCGGCGCCAACCAAUUGAAAAGAAUUCUGAAUUGGUCGAGCGCAUUAUUAGAGAUAAUGAAACCGAGAGGCUUUCCUCCUACAUUGAAGCUGGAUGUUUGAAUGCUCAUGAUUCUGUACAAAAUAUGUCCAAGUUACAUACAUGCCACCUUGGACUUCAGGAUCACGUAAACAAAGCAAAGUGUGUAGUUGAUGAACUUGCAUGUCUUCUAAAGGAUGCGGAAGCUAUAGUCCAAUCGAUAAACUGUAGUUUGGCUCAAAGGGGGGAACUAAAUGUGGACAAUGGUACAUAUUCAUUGGAAACCUCUCAUGAUGGAACAGAAGCGCAAUCUAUUGAUCUUCUGAAACAUGAGGUCAUCGAUACUACAACACUAAUGGCAAUAGUGUACUCCAUGGUAAAAAGUGACUACACAAUGCAGGAAAAGAUUGUUUCUUCCCUUAACCUCACUUCACCUUCUGGAGAAUUGGAGAGCUACUCCAGCAUGUGGUCUUUGCGCCCUUACAUAGACGAUGAAAUCAUGCAUAAAGCCUGGAAACUUGUCCGCUAAUUCGUUUUCUUCCUGUUUCUUAUUGGUGAAAGAUCACCAGAUAUCUUUAUUUAUAUCAGAAAAAAGCUUUACUAUAGCUUUCUUUCUGGAAAUUUGUUUGAAGCCGUAGCAAGAUUUAGUUUGGAGAUAUAUAAAAAGGACAGAAGAACAGAAAAAGUACCGAAAAUCAUAUGAGUUCGU